Messenger RNA from Haplochromis burtoni (Burton's mouthbrooder), 716 nucleotides. RefSeq lists its product as uncharacterized. NCBI's taxonomy places the organism in Eukaryota, Metazoa, Chordata, Actinopteri, Cichliformes, Cichlidae. The record is from RefSeq and is a predicted model, not a curated record. The coding region runs from base 69 to 716 and encodes 215 amino acids. The transcript has 3 exons.
CUCAUCCUCGACUCAGUUGAGUUGAUCUGCUGCUGAGACUCGACUGUUAGUUGCUGCAUUAAGGAAAAAUGUGUUCGACAUUUCCCCGCUGCUUCCCCCGCAGAUCCUGCAGAUCCUACAGAGUGAACGAUUUCUCAGCACCUUUCUUGGCCUGUUGGUCACGUUUUACGACCUGGAGAAGAAUGCGGACACUGUCGGGUUCAUCCACAACAGGCACGUCCAACAGUUCCCCUGAACAAACUUUAAGAGCUGGAGGAAAAUGGUUUAAAAAGUUCUGGCGAAGCCCCACAGAUCAACCCAGCGACAACAGUCCUUCCACUACUGAUGGACACCAAUCACCUACUGAAGAAGAGCGGCCAGUUGUGACUCCUACUUUUGAGGAAUGCCUUGAAGGACAAUACCUGUUCGAAGCCGCUCAACUGUUGAUAGACAGGGAGAAACAUCUGUUUGGAGAGAUAACAGAGGCUGAUGCACUCAAAGAUCACGAGGAAGCAGUAGAAAAGCUUGCUGCAGACUAUGAAGCCCUUGAAAAGUGUAUAAAGCGGACGGUGCAGCAGAGUCUUUCUCUCAGCAGUGAGGAAGAGGUGUCUGCUUUGAUUUCAGCAGUGAAAGCCAUCAACCUUGAGGAAGAGCAGGACCAGCUGUGGGGACAAAUAUGCCGGACGCCACCAGCCUGGAGGCCCAAGAAGUGGAAGAAAAAAUUGUUGUUGAAGUAA